Molecule: messenger RNA, 1145 nt
Organism: Asparagus officinalis (garden asparagus)
Lineage: Eukaryota; Viridiplantae; Streptophyta; Magnoliopsida; Asparagales; Asparagaceae
Product: myrcene synthase, chloroplastic-like
Exons: 6
Coding region: 81-1145 (354 amino acids)
Molecular function (GO): terpene synthase activity
Source: RefSeq, a predicted model, not a curated record
AAACUGUACUCUCAACUUCUUGUUGCUUAUUUCCUCUUUAAGUAACUUCUUAAUUGUUGCCUAAUUCCGCUUUAAGAUACAUGUUGAAACUGAAUUUUCCAGUUUCCGGCAAUUGGCUCGCCAUGCCGAGCCUCAAUUUCUCUCCUGCCUCGGUCUCCUGCUCCUUCAAAAUGAAGAUCCAAAGGUCCACAUCCCUUGGAAAAAGAACCAAUCUAUGUCAUGCAACACUGGACAAUUUCGUGGAUUCAGGAAACCGAUCACGACGAUCUUCUGGCUAUCAACCCGCUGUUUGGAACCAUCGGCUCAUCGAGUCCAUUGGCAGUCAUUAUGAUAAGCCCAUGCAAAUGUUCUCAUACCUUCAAUCUAGAGCUAACUCAACAGCCUCGGACUACUUAGUGGAUUCAGGACCACGACGAUCUGCUGACUAUCAACCCGCUAUUUGGAGUCAUCAGUUCAUCGAGUCUAUUGAUACCCUUUAUGAUAAAGAGGAUGUCAAGGCACGGAUUGAAGAAUUAAAGCAGGGAGUCGAGCAAUUGCUUAGGGAAACCGAAGAUCCGACGGCCACACUUGAACUCAUGGUUUCAAUCCGACGACUUGGAUUAGCUUACCAUUUCCAAAAGGAAAUUGGGAAUAAGCUACAAGAAAUCUACGUUGAUGGAUUCAAAUCUUUACAAGGAUUGAAGGAGACUGCACUUUGCUUUAGACUGCUUCGAGAACACGGUUACAGUGUAUCCUCUGAUAUAUUCAAAAAGUUCAAGGAAGGGGAAGUAUUCAUGAAAUGCUUAAGCCAAGAUGUGAAGGGUUUGCUGAGCUUAUAUGAAGCUACUCACCUCUCGAUUCCUGGGGAAAAAAUAUUAGAAGAAGCUAAGGAAUUUUGUGCGAAGCAUCUCUCGAGUGUAAGCCAAGAUGUGGAUAUAAAUAUAGCUAAGCAAGUGAGACGUUCUCUUGAGGAUCCUACACAUUGGUUGAUCCCGAGAUUGGAAACAAGAUAUUACAUUGAUGAGUAUGAAAAAGAGGAGGAAAUGAGAUCUUGUUUGCUUGAGCUAGCCAAGCUAGACUUCAAUGCUGUGCAAGCCGUGCACCAAAAGGAGAUCAAGGAAUUAUCGAGGCCUAAGCACCUUCCGAUUCCAUGCGAGCACUUUUGA